AUGAAGAGAAACUCUCGAGACAUUCUACAAUUUAGAAAUUGCACCGACCGAAUAUAUCCAAUUAAUUAUGAAAUCAUUUUUAAUUAUCUCUUGUUUCUAGUAUGUCUCUGUCUGUCUCUGUCUCUGUCUCUGUCUGUCUUUAAACAAUACAUCUCAAAGAUAUUAUUGUCAUCUGAGAAUUAA
Cavenderia fasciculata is the source of this 183-nucleotide messenger RNA. RefSeq lists its product as uncharacterized. Lineage: Eukaryota; Evosea; Eumycetozoa; Acytosteliales; Cavenderiaceae. The transcript has a single exon. The record is from RefSeq and is a predicted model, not a curated record. The coding region runs from base 1 to 183 and encodes 60 amino acids.